Molecule: messenger RNA, 833 nt
Organism: Vigna umbellata (rice bean)
Lineage: Eukaryota; Viridiplantae; Streptophyta; Magnoliopsida; Fabales; Fabaceae
Product: small ribosomal subunit protein uS8
Biological process (GO): translation
Cellular component (GO): ribosome
Molecular function (GO): structural constituent of ribosome
Source: RefSeq, a predicted model, not a curated record
CCCAAUAAGAGGCUCUCCAGCUCCUAAACCCUAAAUACAGAGUCCCAAGCCUUCUUAUUUGCGCUUUUCGUGAUUGUCGCUUAGUUCUGAAAGGAAGAGCACCGGCGCAGCAUCCCAGAGGCUUCUCUUCUCUGUUGUUAGUGAGUAUGGUGAGGGUUAGUGUCUUGAACGAUGCUCUCAAGAGCAUGUACAAUGCCGAGAAAAGGGGGAAGCGUCAAGUCAUGAUCAGGCCAUCCUCCAAAGUGAUUAUUAAAUUCCUUCUGGUGAUGCAAAAGCACGGAUACAUCGGAGAGUUUGAGUAUGUUGAUGACCACAGGGCUGGUAAAAUCGUGGUUGAGUUGAACGGUAGAUUGAACAAGUGUGGGGUUAUUAGUCCCCGUUUUGAUGUUGGUGUCAAAGACAUAGAACCUUGGACUGCUAGGCUUCUCCCCUCAAGACAGUUUGGGUAUAUUGUAUUGACAACCUCUGCUGGCAUUAUGGAUCAUGAAGAGGCCAGGAGGAAAAAUGUUGGUGGUAAGGUACUGGGUUUCUUCUACUAGGUUAUUUUUCAAUUGAGGAUGGAAGUGAUUUCAGUUUUGAGAUUCACCGGUUGCAAUGGAGGAUAUGCUAGUCACUAGUUAUUAUAUCAUCUUAGCAGGAGGUGGUUUGUGAUGCUUUUUAUUUUGUUUGCAAAGUUGGUAACUGAAACUUUUAUGCUUUCUUUAUCAUUAUUUUUCUUCUACCAAAAUGUACUUGCCAAGUUGUUUUAACUUGUGAGACCUUUGUUUAGAAACUUGAAGCCCAGCGAAGUUUGAGAUUAUGUGGAUGAGUAAUAGUUUCAUAUUGCCGUUGAA